Brassica rapa (field mustard) is the source of this 1056-nucleotide messenger RNA. RefSeq lists its product as uncharacterized. The record is from RefSeq and is a predicted model, not a curated record. Lineage: Eukaryota; Viridiplantae; Streptophyta; Magnoliopsida; Brassicales; Brassicaceae.
AUGUCGGCUGCAAUGGAUAGAGCUUUGAUGGCUCUGUCGUUGGAGGAAGAAUAUAAACCGUUCGACAUGCCGGAUCUUCCGGGGUUUUGUUCGAAUGAGAAGAAUAAGCUAAGUUUGGUGGGUAGAAUGUUAAAUCCAGAGUGUCAGAAGAUGUCUACACUGAUCUGGAGAAUGCCCGGAAAGUGGUCAAAGGAAGGCAAAUGUCGAGGAGUGGCUCUGUCUCGGGAGCGUUUUCAGUUCUUCUUCGACCAUGAACAUGACCUGCUCGAUGUGUUAGAGAAAGGGGUCCAUACGUUUAAUGAGUGGGCUUUGGCGAUUGAGAGGUGGGUAGAAGAGCCACCGGAUGAUUAUCUGCAGUUUAUUUCUUUGUGGGUUCGUAUAAGCAACAUCCCGAUAAACUAUUACACAAAGGAAGCUAUUAUGGCGCUUGGUGACUUGGUUGGAGAAGUGAAGGAGUUCAUCUUCGACCCCACAAAGCCUCAAACACAACCUUACGAGAGGGUUCUAGUUAAGUUCAAUGUGGCGAACUCAUUGAAGACUUCUAGAGUCAUAAACAUCAAAGGAGCUAAACCGGUGACCAUCCACUACAACUAUGAAAGGAUCCAGAAGAGGUGUUUCACCUGCUUCAGGCUUAACCAUGAGCAAAGUAUCUGUCCCUUGGUUGUGAAGAGAAGAAAAGAUGAAGCUUUUGCUAGGCGUCAAGCGAUCUCUAACGAGUUGGAACUAAAAAAGGUUGUAUUACAUGAAGACGAUCCUCUCUAUGGGGUUCUCACUGAAGAUCAGGUGGGGACUAGUGCGGUCACAGGAAAGCCGAAAAUUGUGAAAGAAGUUCUGGAUGAGAUGAGACAGUACUUGAUGCUGUCAACAGAUGAGGAUCGUAUUGUUAGGGAAGAAAGAGUGAGAAGCUCGGUAGCAGCGGUGGAGCAAGACCCUAUGCUGCAGCGUACUGUUCUAAGACUCGAGGCUCCUCCUGUUAUAUCUCAAGAUUUUAAUAAAGGGAAAGGAGUGGUCUACAGCUAUGAGGAGCUUCAGAAACCGAAAGAGGGCAGGUCGUAG